UAAAUUACUUGUAAUCCUACAUUUUUUAAUGUAUGUAAAUGAAGAAGCACGACAUCCCUCUUCCUCAUUCCUCUUAUCCCAUCUGCCAUCAGUAGCCCCCCACCCAGACACUACUCCCCUCACCCCCGUCUCCCACAAAAUGCAGCCACUAUUAACAGGUUGGCAUACCUCCUUCCAGACAUCUUUAUGUGUGGGCGUGUGUACAUAUAGUCAGCAUUCUAGAAAGUUCCCUCUGGCAGCAGUGCAGAGGAUGGAUGGGAACAGGGCCAGGCUAGAGCAGGAACCCCGUCGGGAGGUUAUUGCAAUAAUUCAGCCCUUGGCAGGCCUCCACGAAAAUGGAAAUAACUUAGGGUCCUCCUGUUAUGUUCUCAGCCUAGUGCAUUUAAGGAACAAAGAUGGAUAUGCCGUAAAAGAUUCUCGCUAGAAGCCAAGACAUUUUAAUUGUAGCCCCGACUCACAGUUUCCCAGAUGAGUAUGAAGGGGUGAUAGAAGGGGAUGAGAAUCUCCUGCUGUCAUGUACCCACCUGCCCUGCCCUCCCAAGAGGAAGGUAGGAACAGGGGGCCAGGUGGCUCCAGAGAAUCCAGGCAUUGGAAGGAGCGAGAAGGAGACUGGGAACUUGAAGAAGGCACUUGGUUAUGAUUUUUCCAUCUACAACCAAGUCGACCGCCUCGCUAAGCUCAGUCACGGACACCCAGGGGUGAGGGAGGCCCGUGUCUGGAGAAGCCCGGGAUCAUCAGCCAGACCUCAGGCCACGAGGAAAAACCAUGUGCGAGCCUAAAACAAGCUGGAUGUUGCAGCCGGAUGCCCUGGAGAAGGAGCUGAGAGCCCGGGAGCAGUACUGGCACCGCCGGGAGCAAGAAGAGGUGCGUCUAGCGGAACACCUGGGGCACCUGAGCCAGGAGCUCCUCUCCGUUCCGGGCAAAGAUGCCCAGCGACAGGUGAGGCCCAGAGGUGCCACUUCAUGGUCCCCACACAGACCUUUACCCAGACGACACAGGUUUCUUUUGUAAGUGUGGAGCCUUUGUCACGCCUGCUGACAGAAAACAUGGAACCCACCGCAGGGCAGACAGAGUCCUGGGAUCCUUGGCUCCAGGCCCUAGCCUCUGGUCACCCCUAAGUGUCUCAGGACAGAGGAGGAGGAGGAGAAGGAAGAAGAAGAGGAGGAGGAAGGGCCAGCAUGAGGGGGCCCAGCCCAGAGCUCCUGCCUUCCUCUCCGAGGCCUCUUUCUUUGUGCUUCCUGCCCUGUGUAGCUGAGGGCUGCCGAGGAGGCCUGUGCUGCGCUGGAGUCCUGCCACCUGCAGGAGACUCAGAGGAGAGCCAGAGCCCUGAGCAUGCAGAGUGGCCCAGAGCGGGGCCUGCUCUCUCGAGGUGGUACAGCAUCCCCUGGGCCCAGAUCCCCAGGGCAGAAAUCUCGGGAGUGGGGAGCCCCUCCUGCCCUCUGAAUGUGCUCACCUCCCAGGCUCCCAGCCAGGCCCUGGCUCGGACCUGGCAGGUGCAGUAAACCACUGUGUCUUUUCUUCUCCCUGUCCCCAGACAUGGCUGCCGUUACAUGGCUCUUCUCUCUGCCCCUUGCAGCAGACAGAGAGGAGGGGGAGCAGGAGGCACAGGUGGCGCUAGGCAUGCAGAGAGUCCUGCAGAGUUUAGGACACGCAGCAGAGAAGCUAGGGCAAGCGGUGGGCCGGCUGCGGAGCCAGGAGGAGGAGACGUGGCUACAGCAGAGUAGGGGUCAGAGCCCCCAGAUCUGGAACCGUCUCAGGAAGGUGGUUCAGCAUCUCUCUGAUGAGUUUCAGGAGGUGGUAAGGGAGAGACAGAGCUUUCUCGAUCAAGCCCUCGGUCACUUACAGUACCAACGGGAGCUUAGCCGCCUCCACCUCUUGCACACCCAGAUUGUUGCCUCAGGAGCCCCUGCGUGUUUGGAGAAUUACCCUGGAGACAGAUUCUAUGGAACAGUCACGGCUUCUCUAAGGGACCAGGCUGCUGCCUGCCCACUCUUGAUCCCCUUCCUGAAGAGCCUCACUGCAGCGCUAGUGGGAGCUCAAGGUUAUGGUCCAGGACCAGAGGAUCAGGGGCCAGGAACAGAUACAGAUAAAGUUGACAUCGCGUGGACCUCACCAGUCUUUUCUACCCUGAAGAAAGUAGACAUCUGGUCCCAAGCCCUCAAGGAGGAAGCUGCACUACAAGCACAACUGCAUCACCAACAAGCCCCAGAAAACUGUUUGCAGGAUGUCCCGAAACCUCAGAUAAUGCUGAAGGAAGAGCUUAUCGCUGUGCAAGCCACAGACCUUUCUGCCAGGGAGUUUGUGGUUUACCAGUAUGGCCUCUCCAUCCUGGACCUCCUCACCCCCCAGCUUCAGGCUCCUGAAAUCACCCUGCAGAUUGCUUCUCAUCUGCCUGCCAUGGAAGCCUCAGACAAUGCCUUCGAAGGCUCCUUCUUCUUUCAGGUGCUGCAAAUUCAGCCCCAGAGGCGGGUUUGUAAAAUUCUAGGGUCUAAAGAGAUAGACAGAAGCAAAAAGAACAAACACUAUAAAACAUUUUUCUCUCUCAAGUCCUGA
Messenger RNA from Acinonyx jubatus (cheetah), 2553 nucleotides. RefSeq lists its product as uncharacterized. The transcript is spliced from 6 exons. Lineage: Eukaryota; Metazoa; Chordata; Mammalia; Carnivora; Felidae. The record is from RefSeq and is a predicted model, not a curated record. The coding region runs from base 1444 to 2553 and encodes 369 amino acids.